This is a messenger RNA of Schistosoma mattheei, 933 nucleotides long. The record is from the annotation of a GenBank genome assembly. Lineage: Eukaryota; Metazoa; Platyhelminthes; Trematoda; Strigeidida; Schistosomatidae.
UUUCAAUAUAUUUAUUGGAAUGAAGCCACACUUUCAUGUGUGACCUUGUAUCCUACUUCAGUUGCACGUUGGUGGAUCUACCAUACUUCAGCAAUGAGUCAAACAUGUGAAUGGAAAAAUGAGGUCAUAAAGAAGCAGGCCCAAAAAGAACGAGAGAAAGACGUAGAAAAACGAUGGGCAGACGUGAUGUCUAAGAACGGUGAGGGAGCUCCUGAAUGGUUAAAAGAAGCUGCUAUGAAGAAAAAGCAGAAACAAAGUUUGAAACAGAAAGAUGAGGAUUUAGCUCCAUGGCUAAAAGAAGUUCAGAAGAAGAAUGCCGGCUUAGCAAGAAGGAUAUCCGAUGCCACAAAUUGUGAAAGUGAAAGUAAUCUGGGCUGAAAUACGGAUUUGGUGCGUUUUUUUCUUUAUUACGAUAGUUUGAUAUGUUUUUGAACGAACGGUAAAUUAGAUUGUUCAAUAUCAUGUGAAUUCCACACAGAGAUUAACUAUACUACAAACAUACAUAUACUUUUAUUAUCAUGAUUCUUUUCCUUGUAUAUUAUUAUUUGCGCUUUAUUUAAUAACCUGAUUUGUGGAAAUCCAGAAUAUUUUCCUAACACAUGACUUCCAUUUCUUGAGUUUAUCAUACACUGAACAUGUAAGCCCAAAUCUUCGUAAAUAUCCAAUUGGAUUUUUCAGUUCCUACCAAUUUAUCUUCACAGUUAAAAUUACGAGUCAAUCUAAGCUAAACCAUCAUUGGAAAUCUAGAAGCACUGGACGACCGUCUCGUCUUAUUAUGGGACUUGGAACCAGGUCAUUCGACCUAUCGUGCGGAUACUCAAAUUCUAGACAACGACUAGCGUCGAACGGUGUCAGUGUCUUACUUCAGUAAAUCAUAAUCUUGCGCAACCCUUCGUCGAUUCGCUGUGGUGGUCACGGCUUCUCACCAGAACU